Manihot esculenta (cassava) is the source of this 2205-nucleotide messenger RNA. Its product is annotated as keratinocyte proline-rich protein. The record is from RefSeq and is a predicted model, not a curated record. NCBI's taxonomy places the organism in Eukaryota, Viridiplantae, Streptophyta, Magnoliopsida, Malpighiales, Euphorbiaceae. Bases 1248 to 2027 code for a protein of 259 amino acids. The transcript has a single exon.
UAUGUUUGAUUACAGCUUAUCUUUGUUAUUGCGUGUCAAAUCUUGAUUCAACACAAUAUACAAACGUGGUAUACGUGUUAUCUGUUAUUAGAUUAAAUAAUUUAUUCUUUAUUUAUAUCAAAUUACUUAUAUCUUGUUAUAAAUUAUUUUUAAUAAAAAAAUAGAGAAUCAGAAAAAUAAAUAAUAUACCUUCAAGUUAUUGACUAAAUAAUAUUGGAGUUGUUUAUGGAAUUUACAAAUUUGAAUUCAAACUCAUCUAAGAGUAGAAUUAAAUAAAUAAUAAAAACAGUAAUAAUCAAUAUUUGUCUUGGUUAGGCUCUUCUGUUGUUUCGGAUUCGUGGCCCAGAAUUUCUGUUUAAGUCAUCAUCUCAUUCAUGGUCUCCUCUUCUCCACCUUAACUUAGUUUUCUAUGGAUUUCUAUAUCCUAGCAGAGCAGUAAUGAUUAUGCUUCAGUUCCAGACCUCUGAAGCAGUGAAUCCUUAUGUUUUGCUUUUCAAUGAUAAUCAAAAGGAAGAAACGUUGUCUACAAUUAGUUUCAGUUUGAGUCUUUACAGUUGGAGGAAGAAUGGGUUGCUUCUUAUUUGUGGCAUAUAAUUUGGAAAUGUCUUAAGUAAUGAAUCUAUAUCCAUUUACGAAGGCAUUGAUAUAAAUCUUUGCAGAUUCAUUGGCAACUUCAUUGUCUUAUUCCCAAACAACUUGGGGGUUGCCAUGUGAUCCAUUUUCUUAAAUUCCAGCUCAAAUUAGGGCUCUAAAUUGGGAAAGAUCUCACCCUUUCAAACAUUUUCGGAGCCCAUUUGAUGGCCAUGACAUGAGCAGCUAGCCAAGCAAAUCUCUGGCUCUCUCUCUCAUCUCAUGCACACAACGUGAGACCAUAAGCCUCCCAGAAAAAGGUCCUCAAAAAACAGAGGCCUUUUUUCUUUCUUGAAAUAUCAUAGAAAAAACAGUUUGCUCACACAACUUGCACCUAAACAAUAGGGUUUGCAAUUGCAAAAGUUAAAGUUUCACUUGUAUGGGCACAAAGCAAAAGAAGCAUCCUCUUCCUAAUCACGUAGUUGGCGAUAACCACCCCCAUAUAACACGCGUCGCCAUUGGUCCUACCAUGUAAGAAAAACAUGAACUCCUCAGCUCCUUCAAGCUCCCCUUCUUUUAGACAUACACACAAACACUUACACUCCAUAUUCAUACAUAUAUAUAUAAAUCCAUAUCUCCUUGGCCUUCCCUUGUUAAUUUUCUUGUGCAGCUAGAUAAUGCGGCUACUCAAUGGUUUAGUAGCUAUCUUGCUUAUAUUGGUGCUCUCUUUUUUCUCGAGAGGAGACGGUGCGGUGGAGCAAAAUUUGACCACUGGCACUUCAUCUUUGUCUCCAUGGCUCAAGAAAGUAGCAAUAUACCACCACCACCACCCUCACCCUCACCCUCACCCUCAUCCCCGUCGUCACCCGCGACCUCUAGGUGGGUGCAGGAGCCAGCCUUGGAUAUGCAGAGAGAGAAACCCUCGGCCUAAUGCUCGAAUGAUGUGUUGCAGAAAUAAGUGUGUUGAUGUGUCUUCUGAUGUUAAUAACUGUGGUUUUUGUGGAAUUACAUGUCCUUUUAGUUGGCUAUGUUGUCGUGGAUUUUGCAUUGAUGUCAAUAUUAGUCCUUUCCAUUGUGGCAGCUGUCGAAAUAGAUGCCCCUGGGGCGUCCGCUGUGUGUUUGGGAUUUGUGGAUAUUCUGAGCCCGAGCCCAAGCCCAAGCCCAUCCCUGAGCCCGAACCAGAGCCUGAGCCUGAGCCAGAACCAGAACCAGAGCCUGAGCCUGAGCCUGAACCUCAACCUCAACCUGAACCUGAGCCUGAGCCUGAGCCUGAGCCUGAGCCCGAGCCCGAGCCCCAACCUUUGCCUCCAUGGCAUCCUCGCCCUCGAGUCCCAUUUCCUCCUAAACUGCAGCCACGGCCACGGCCGCAGCCACGGCCACUGCCACGGCCCCGGCCACGCCAUCCUCCUGAAGGCGACAAUGGAGUGGCAGGAAAUGGAACGAAUCCAAGUUCUUGAAAUUGGUUGACUAAUCUUGUUGUUUUAGAUGAUAGCUAGCGCAUCUCUUCUUGUUUUAUGUUUUAGGAUAUUUUGAGAAAAUAAAAUGUUGGGUUUGUGGUGUUUUCUAAUGUAAUCUUGUGACUUAUCUCCUCAACUAUAUUAUGAAAAUAAUAACAAUGCCUUUCGAUUUACAAUC